UCCAAGACCAGCAAGGCGCCGCGACGCGCAUUCCAGCCAUGCCAAUUCCGAGGACAUCCAUUGACCCCUUCCUCAACACCGGGCAAGUUUUUGCAGCCGAGUCAUCCUCUUGCGCGCAGUUAGCAACUAAACGAUCACGAACGGUCUUUGAGGAUGGCGGGCUGGAGCACAUAUUGUGGAAUUCGGAUGAGGAUGGAGCAUCCGACGAGGAUGUGGACUAUUCGAGCGGGAAGUUUGACGAUGUCGAACCCGUGGCAGGUGCUCCUCUCCCUUGGCUCCCUGACGAAGUCGGUUUUGUUCGCGCUGCACAGGAGUUUGCGAACAUCACAGAACUAAGGAAGGUCGUGGCAGAUGAUGCGGUGAAGAAGAAGUACGAGUUUCAGAUUGUGAAGUCCGAUCCGACAAGGUACACAGUGAAAUGCAAGGCGGAAGGUUGUGGUUGGCAACUGCACGCGUCAGCGGUGCACAGUGGACCGACGUUCAAGAUCAAAUCAAUGACCGCACACUGUUGUGGAGGUGUGAGCAAACUCUUUGUCAAAGAUAUAUACCGACAACACGGAGUGACUAUCAAGUAUCGACUUGUAUCGUCCGCGAAGGAAGUGGCGAAGGCGAAAAUUGCAGGGCUAGAUGAUGACGGGUUCUGCAAUCUGUGGAUGUAUUGCGACGAGGUUCAGAACUCUAACCCGGGGAGCCGCGCUUUCGUGCAAACAGAGGAAGGAUGUCAUCAGUUCAAGCGCAUGUUCUACGCAUUGGAGGCAGGUUUGGCAGGUUUUAUGCACUGUCGUCCGCUCCUCGGCCUGGACGGCACAUUCUUGAAGACAAGAUACAAAGGUAUUAUUCUAUGUGCGAUAGGUGUGGAUGCUGAAGGUCACCUCUUUCCGGUGGCGUUAGCGAUUGUGCCUGGCGAGGACAACGAUAAUUGGUUUUGGUUCCUCCACCACCUCAACGCCACAAUCCAAUCACGGGCCACGAAUGCAGAGAUUAUAACCUUCUUGUCUGAUCGAGACAAUGGUCUCAUCGACGAGGUGAGCGACGUUUUUCCAAGCUCUCCGCACGGGUACUGUAUGCGUCAUCUUAGUGAGAAUAUCAAGAAGCGGAACAAAUGCUCCGAGUGCCAGAAGUUGUUGUGGGCAGCUGCAAGGGCAAACACUGUUGCGAAGUUCGACAACUUGAUUGCGCACAUGCGUGAGCUUUUGCUACGAAAGUUUUCUGCGCAGGAGUAUCGGGCAACAUAUGCGGGGUUGAUCCAUCCACUGCGGCCAAGGGAGUUGUGGGCAUCCGACAAGGUUGCCGGAGACACCGAUGGAAAGGACAGCGGUGAGGGGUCGGGAGUGGAGGGAGAUGGCCCAGACAUGGUUGAAAGCAGUGUUUUGCCACCUGUUGCACAGGCUGGGCGAGUACGUCGAACAAAAGGUGCGCAAGCGUGCAAGAGCGGACGGGAUGCCAACUAGGAGUUUCAAGUGCAGUCUGUGUGGAGGGUCCUAAAUGAACAGUCAAUUUUAAG
This is a messenger RNA of Chara braunii, 1504 nucleotides long. The record is from the annotation of a GenBank genome assembly. NCBI's taxonomy places the organism in Eukaryota, Viridiplantae, Streptophyta, Charophyceae, Charales, Characeae.